AUGUACAACAUCAUUACCAUCUCCUUUCUCCUGGCCGAGCUGGUGGGGAGUAAUCCUCCACAAAGAAACUGGAAAGGAAUUGCAAUUGCCUUACUUGUUAUUCUCGUUAUCUGCUCCCUGAUUGUCACCUCUGUUAUACUCCUGACACCAGUUGAAGAUAACAGCUUGUCUCAGAAGAAGAAGAUAACAGUGGAAGAUCUCUUCAGCGAUGAUUUCAAAAUUCACGACCCAGAGGCUAGAUGGAUAACUGAUAAUGAAUUCAUUUAUAGAAACCAGAAUGGCACAGUGAUUCUGAGGAAUGUCGAAACUAACAAUUCAACAAUAUUAAUAGAAAACAAAAAAAUUGUGUCCUUAAAGGCUAUUCGAUAUGAAGUGUCACCUGACCGGGAAUAUGCACUUUUUGCUUUUAAUGUUGAACCAGUGUAUCAGCAUUCAUAUACGGCAUAUUAUGUCCUCAGCAAAAUACCUCAUGGGGAUCCCCAGAAUUUGUAUCCCCCUGAGGUCAGCAACGCAAAGCUUCAGUAUGCUGGUUGGGGUCCAAAAGGGCAACAGCUGAUAUUUAUCUUUGAGAAUAACAUCUAUUACUGUGCCCAUGUGGGGAAACAAGCCAUCCGAGUGGUCUCCACAGGAAAGGAAGGUGUUAUUUUCAAUGGGCUCAGCGACUGGCUGUAUGAAGAAGAGAUCUUGAAGACUCAUAUUGCUCAUUGGUGGUCUCCGGAUGGCACGAGGUUAGCAUAUGCAACAAUUAAUGCGUCCAGAGUGCCCACCAUGGAGAUCCCAGUAUACACUGGCAGCCUUUACCCUACUGUUAAAACGUAUCAUUAUCCAAAGGCUGGAAUGGAAAAUCCAACCAUUUCUUUGCAUGUGAUUGGUCUGAACGGACCUACCCAUGACCUGGAAAUGACUCCUCCAGACGAUCAGAGAAUGAGGGACUACUACAUAACCAUGGUGAAGUGGGCAACCAGCACCAAGGUGGCAGUAAACUGGCUGAACAGGGCCCAGAACAUGUCUAUCCUGACUCUCUGCGAUGCCACCACGGGAGUCUGCACAAAGAAACAUGAAGAUGAAAGUGAAGGCUGGCUGCACAGACAGAAUGAAGAGCCGAUUUUUUCCAAGGACGGUCGGAAGUUUUUCUUUGUCCGAGCAAUUCCCCAGGGAGGACGUGGGAAGUUCUACCACAUCGCCAUGUCAUCGUCACAGCCCAAUAGUAGCAGUGAUAACUUACAGUCUAUUACAUCUGGCGAUUGGGAUGUGACAAAGAUAUUGGCAUAUGAUGAAAAGAGGCAUAAAAUUUAUUUCCACAGCACAGAAGAUUUGCCAAGGAGGCGACACUUAUACAGCGCAAGCACAAAUGGAAACUUCAACAGGCGGUGUCUGUCUUGUGAUCUGAUUGAAAACUGUACUUAUUUCAGUGCAUCUUUCAGUCACAAUCUGGAAUACUUCCUACUGACAUGUGAAGGUCCCCGAGUCCCGAUGGUGACUGUUCACAACACAACCGAUGCACAGAAAAUUUUUGAGCUGGAGGUAAACGAAAAUGUGCAGAUGACUGUAAAUGACAGGCAAAUGCCUAAGGUAGAAUACAUGGAAAUCAAGAUAGACGAUUACAAAUUGCCAAUGCAGAUCCUAAAGCCAGCAACCUUUUCGGACACCGCGCACUACCCCUUGCUUUUGGUUGUAGACGGGACUCCUGGCAGCCAGAUCGUAACGGAAAGAUUUGAGGUGACAUGGGAAAGCGUCAUGGUCAGCUCUCACAACGCCAUCGUGCUGAAGUUCGACGGCCGUGGGAGUGGCUUCCAAGGCACUAAGCUGUUGCACGAGGUUAAGAGAAGAUUGGGCCUUUUGGAAGAGAAGGAUCAGUUGGAAGCUGUCCGGACAAUGCUGAAGGAGCAUUACAUUGAUAAAAUGCGAGUCGGUGUGUUUGGGAAGGAUUACGGUGGCUACCUGAGCACUUACUUGCUUCCAGCUGGUGAAGAGAACCAGGUGUUCGCCUGUGGAGCUGCUCUUUCCCCACUGACAGACUUCAAACUAUAUGCUUCAGCCUUUUCUGAAAGAUACUUGGGCUUGCACGGGAUUGAUAACAGAGCAUACGAGAUCACCAAAUUAGCACACAGAGUCUCAUUACUGAAGGAACAGACAUUUUUGAUCAUUCAUGCUACUGCUGAUGAAAAAAUCCAUUUUCAGCAUACUGCGGACCUUAUCACACACUUAAUUAGGGCAAAGGCUAAUUACAGCUUGCAGAUUUACCCUGAUGAAAGCCAUUAUUUUAACAAUGCAGCAUUGGAGCAGCAUUUGUACAACUCCAUCGUCAACUUCUUUGUAGCGUGUUUCCAAGUUCAGGACAAACUCCCGAUAGCCCCACUGAAAGAGGAGGAGGACGACGAUUAACCCUACUUGUCCGUGCUAAGCACAAGGCAGAUCUCUCUGACAAUAUGCAACUGGAUAAUUUUCCUGAAGAAAGAGAUGUUACAUUUAUAGCAUGUAUUUAA
Opisthocomus hoazin is the source of this 2486-nucleotide messenger RNA. Lineage: Eukaryota; Metazoa; Chordata; Aves; Opisthocomiformes; Opisthocomidae. The record is from RefSeq and is a predicted model, not a curated record.